AUGGAUUCCUCCGUGGUAGGGUCUAGCUCUAUAUCUUCAGAAAAUCUAGUGCAUCCACUAAGCCGACACAAAGUGGACGUACACCACCACAUUUUCCUUAACACUGAAUCAAAAUUAGCGAACAAUAUAAAAGCUGGAUGGCGAACUCCCGAGGAGAACCUCCCCUGGUCCCCAGAAAUCAGUCUAGCCGCCAUGGAUGCCCUUGGUAUUCAGUUUGCGUUCAUGUCUCCUCCACCCUUGUCUCCUCCAAAGCCCAGUAUUGAGAACCGCGAACAAAUGCGAGCCUUUAACGACUAUGCUGCCCAUCUCAGUCAAACAUACCCGGGACGAUUUGGGGUAUUCGCAGGCUUGCCCUCCUUAGACGAUCUUGACGGCGCUUUGGCGGAGAUUGAGUAUGCAUUAGGAGACCUCAAGGCUGAUGGUAUAGCGCUAGUAUCUUCCUACGGCGAAGGGGGCACCGCAAAAUACAUCGGACAUAAUGCCUACGAUGCGGUGUGGGCAGAGCUCGACAGGCGGUGCGCUAUCGUGUUUUUGCAUGGAGCGCAGACGCCUUCUUCAACUCCUUUCCCUCAUCCCCUCCUGGGUCUGCCUGUCGUCGAGGUUCCUAACGAAACAUUCAAAGCUGCCGCACACCUCGUAGUGACCGGCAAGAAAAGGCGAUAUCCGAACAUCAAGAUUGUAUUAUCGCAUUUAGGUGGUAGCCUGCCCCUCCUUGCCGCCAGAGUAGCAGCUUUGUCCCCACACAUGGGCUGCGAGCUGAACCACCAAGACAUCAUUGACGACUUUAAAUCGUUCUACUAUGAGACCGCACUCAGCGCACAUGAAGUUAAUCUCGCUGCAAUGGAAAAGUUUGUGCCCUUGGAUCAUAUACUGUUUGGGUCUGAUUUCCCUGCUGUAAGCGUGGAUAUGGUGCAGUGGUACACUCACAAUCUUGAAGAAUACUUCCGCGAUGACCCUGCAAAACUCCACCACGUCGCUCGGGGAAAUGCAUUGGAACUCUUUCCGAGAUUAGCAUUUGUACUUGAGGAAUCCGACACGCCCUACAGUCCAUAG
Molecule: messenger RNA, 1053 nt
Organism: Coniophora puteana RWD-64-598 SS2
Lineage: Eukaryota; Fungi; Basidiomycota; Agaricomycetes; Boletales; Coniophoraceae
Product: amidohydrolase 2
Exons: 5
Coding region: 1-1053 (350 amino acids)
Biological process (GO): secondary metabolic process
Cellular component (GO): cytoplasm
Molecular function (GO): carboxy-lyase activity; hydrolase activity
Source: RefSeq, a predicted model, not a curated record